Gavialis gangeticus (Gharial) is the source of this 1008-nucleotide messenger RNA. RefSeq names its product lecithin retinol acyltransferase (phosphatidylcholine--retinol O-acyltransferase) (gene LRAT). Bases 35 to 700 code for a protein of 221 amino acids. NCBI's taxonomy places the organism in Eukaryota, Metazoa, Chordata, Crocodylia, Gavialidae. The record is from RefSeq and is a predicted model, not a curated record. Gene Ontology annotation, biological process: retinol metabolic process. The transcript has 2 exons. Gene Ontology annotation, molecular function: phosphatidylcholine-retinol O-acyltransferase activity.
GGUCGCCCGCAGUGGCCGCCGCGGCAGGCGCAGCAUGGACGGCUCGCUCGCCUCGCUGCUGCUGGACAAGCUGCUGCUCCUGGCCAACCUCAAGCUGUGGCAGGCGGGCACGGAGGGUGGCGAGGCGCGGCCCGAGGCCCUGCGACGGGGCGACCUGCUGGAGGUGCCCCGCACCCUCUUCACGCACUACGGCAUCUACCUGGGCGACAACCGCGUGGCGCACCUGAUGCCGGACAUCCUGCCCGCCCUCACCGCCGACCCGCGGCACGUGGGCCGGGCCGUCACCAACGCGCGCCUGCUGCUGGGCGUCCUGGCCAAGGUGGCCAGCAUCCGCGUGGACACGGUGCGGGACUUCGCCUACGGCGCCAGCGUCCACGUCAACAGCCUGGACGCGCUGCUCAAGAGCCCGGCGCUGGGCGCCGAGGAGGUGGCGGGCCGGGCGGAGCGGCUGCUGGGCGCCUGGCCCUAUAGCCUGCUCUGGAACAACUGCGAGCACUUCGUCACCCACUGCCGCUACGGCAUGGCCGCCAGCCUGCAGACCGACAAGCUCUGUGAAACAUUGAAGAUGAUUAUUCGGGACCAGAGAAGCAUUGUUGUUUCGGUGCUCCUGGGACUGGCAUCUAUCAUGUGCCUAGGUCUGGCACCAUCUACCACCCUGCCCACUAUCUUUAUUCCAUUUAUCUUGUGGAUGGCUGGCUAACGGAACCAACCGGCACCUGUACAUAGAACAUAUAGUAUUAAUUUGUAUUUAUAAAAGCACAUAUUACUUAUUGGCGUUGUGUAAAGAGAAAAAUGUAACAUAACCUUGUGUAAUGUUUUAAAAUGCAUCCUUAUUCAGAACACAAUGCACAAGAAUAGCUUACUGUGUAAGCCAAAUGAGCAGAUUUCCUGAAAAUCUCACCGGAAGGUAAACUUAAAAACCCCUUUUAAAGCCAUGAAAGAACAGGGACAUGAUAGUUUUGCUCUCUGCUUUCAGUUGUAAAGGUUCUUGUGAAUGUAUUGUAUAUA